AUGGUUCUUGUAAAUAGUUUAAUCUGUUCUCACGAUUUUCUGAACGAUGAGUACGAAAAACUUGAAGAUAAAAAACGAAAACAGAAUUCUAUGAUAUCAUCAGCUCAGCGAGAGCUUGGCAAGGGUUUACCAACAAACGCUUCAGCCACAGCCUCACCAGCCGGUUCCGUGGACAACGCAAUCCGGCCCGGGGUCGCUCUGGACGGCCCGAGGCCAACGCCACGUACUGGGCCUUACUUCGACCUCAUGGCUUCCAAAAACGUCACUGCGUUACUCGGCAAAACAGCAUACCUGAACUGCCGGGUCAAGAAUUUAGGAAAUAAAACAUUGAAUAUGCAAGUAUCAUGGGUACGGCACAGAGACAUUCAUCUCCUGACAGUAGGCCGGUAUACAUACACAAGCGACCAGAGAUUUCGGGCAAUUCAUUUGCCACACUCCGAAGACUGGACUUUACAGAUUAAAUACCCGCAGCACAGGGACUCAGGCAUUUACGAGUGUCAAAUAUCUACGACACCGCAUAUGAGUCACUUUAUACAUCUGAACGUUGUUGAACCAACUACGGAAAUAAUUGGUGGCCCGGAUCUUUACAUUGACCGAGGCAGCACCAUCAAUUUGACUUGCGUUGUGCUGUACUCGCCGGAGCCGCCGGCAUAUAUAUUUUGGAACCAUAAUGAUGCGAUAAUAAGCUACGACUCGCCGCGUGGGGGUGUGUCGGUGGUGACGGAGAAGGGGGAAACGACAACAUCAUUCCUGUUAAUCCAACAGGCGAGACCUUCAGAUUCUGGGACGUACCAGUGUAAUCCUAGUAACGCCCAGUCAAAGAGCGUAGUGGUGCACGUACUCAAUGAAGCAAAUUCGAUUUUCCCUUUAUCAGGUGAGUAUCCUGCGGCAAUGCAGCGAGGGGGACAGGCGUUUGCACCGACAUCACCUACACACUGCCUUGUUUUGGCAGCUUGCCUCUUCCUCACUCUUUCUUGA
Molecule: messenger RNA, 978 nt
Organism: Arctia plantaginis
Lineage: Eukaryota; Metazoa; Arthropoda; Insecta; Lepidoptera; Erebidae
Source: the annotation of a GenBank genome assembly